Molecule: messenger RNA, 3043 nt
Organism: Myotis brandtii (Brandt's bat)
Lineage: Eukaryota; Metazoa; Chordata; Mammalia; Chiroptera; Vespertilionidae
Gene: ARMC1
Product: armadillo repeat containing 1
Exons: 7
Coding region: 252-1100 (282 amino acids)
Molecular function (GO): protein binding; metal ion binding
Source: RefSeq, a predicted model, not a curated record
GCACCGCCGGCGGGUUCAGGGUCAUGGGGGAGAGUCCGUAGAACCUUUUUCCGCUGGCGCCCUCGCUGCUUGGCUUUGGGAGUCAGUCCGCCGUCUCCGAGGCCGCGGCUGCGGACGGGGGGGCCCGCUCCACGCCUCCGGGGCCCUCUGCCUCCUCCGUUGGUGCGGCCCCGAUGGUGCAGCAGGCCCCGGACUCCUGAAGCCCCGGGAGCGAACUUAAGAAGAUUUUGUUCAUGUGUAUGGCAUAGAAGAUGAAUUCUUCCUCCUCCACCAUGAAUGAAGAACCCGAUGCUCUAUCGGUAGUUAACCAGCUGCGGGAUCUGGCAGCAGAUCCAUUAAAUAGAAGAGCCAUUGUCCAGGAUCAAGGAUGUCUGCCUGGCCUUAUUUUAUUUAUGGACCAUCCCAACCCCCCAGUUGUCCACUCAGCUUUGCUCGCUCUUCGAUACUUGGCAGAAUGCCGUGCUAACCGAGAAAAGAUGAAGGGAGAACUGGGUAUGAUGUUAAGCUUGCAAAACGUUAUACAGAAGACUACAACUCCGGGAGAAACAAAACUGCUGGCCUCUGAAAUCUAUGACAUUCUUCAAUCUUCCAAUAUGGCAGAUGGUGAUAGUUUCAAUGAAAUGAAUUCACGUCGAAGGAAAGCGCAAUUUUUUUUGGGAACUACAAACAAACGUGCCAAAACGGUGGUUUUACAUAUAGAUGGUCUUGAUGAUACGUCUCGGAGAAAUCUAUGUGAAGAAGCUUUGUUAAAAAUUAAAGGUGUCAUUAGCUUUACUUUUCAAAUGGCUGUUCAAAGAUGUGUGGUGCGAAUCCGGUCAGAUUUGAAAGCAGAGGCUUUGGCAUCAGCGAUAGCAUCAACCAAGGUUAUGAAGGCUCAGCAAGUUGUGAAAAGUGAAAGUGGAGAAGAGAUGCUGGUCCCAUUCCAGGAUAUGGUUGUGGAAGUAGAACAGAACACAGAACUGCCCGACUACCUGCCCGAGGAUGAGAGCCCCACGAAGGAGCAGGACAAAGCAGUGUCCCGGGUGGGCUCCCACCCGGAGGGUGGGGCUAGCUGGCUGAGCACAGCUGCAAACUUUCUAUCCAGAUCAUUUUACUGGUGACUUCAAUUUGGGGUGCAAGGACUGUGUGAAUGAACAAGGGGCCAGUUUUCCAUUGUUGUGGUGAACUGUCAAGUGCAAUUUGCAAUAAGUUAUCAUGGAAAAUUUUUAGAUUACAUGAUUGCGUAUGCUGCGUUUUACAUUUUAUUGGACAUUUUGCCCCACUAAGUGGUAAAAAGGACAGAGGCUACAAGGGGAGUUGCUUUGUUUAUGAAGGUAUUUUGGUUUUGUUUUCCUUUGUUUAAUUGCCUCACAUUUUAAAAAAAUGGGUCCACAAUUAAACCAACAUGUUAUAUGUGCAGCUUUACAUUUUAUUUUACAUGAAACACCUUAUUAGGAAAACUCAUUUUCUCCUCAGGUCUCAGUACCUAUCUGAAGAGAAACUAUUAAGCUCAAGUUGUGCAUGAAUUACUGAACAUUUCCCUCUGUUUUUCUUCAUGAAAGAUACUUGUUUUGGUACUCUGUGAGAGUUGAAAAUGUUUCUCAUUACUCCCCUUUUGUGCCUUUUUAAAAUUUUGCCAACCAUGUUUAUAGAAAGGUCAUUACUAAUGACAUUUUGUGAAUUAAAAUGUAUUCAUUUGAAUGUAGCAGUCCCCUAAAAAUACAAUUCUACAAAAACUUUGCAAUCUUGUUAUCAUUUUAAUACGAUUAAUACACAAUCAUUCAAGAAGAGGGAAACGUGUAUAUCAGCAAAGUGCUAUUGAGAUUGAAAGUGACCAAAUGUAGUUUGAUUGCUAUUCUGUUUGGUUUAUAUCAGCUCUUGAGAGUUAACAUCCACCAUAAUACGUAUUGGGAGCAACUGUCAAUGGUCUCUGGGCCUUAUUUUGUGAUUACACACUAUUUCCUGCUAGAAAAACAAAAUAGUAAAGAGCUGACAACUUGAAAAAGAAAACAAAAAUUGGAUGCCUAUAAUGCCGCAGUGCCAUUUGGUAGAGUCUAACCUUAACACAUGAGAUGCUUGGUAGGUGCCUAUUCAGUAGGUAUUUUCUUGUAUUGCCUUUUGUGAAUUUAUUAUGAACUUGCAGUCAUAUUGAAUGAAAAAAAACCUCAAAAAUUAAUGCUUAUAAAGAAAUAAAGCCAGCAUUGGUCCACUUGAUUUUGUUUCUUAUGUCCAGCCAGAAAAAAAAGAACUUCAGUGAAGGUAAGAAAAAUAAAUAUAAAAUAUGUAUACAUAUAUAUUUUUUCUAGAUAAGAGCUAAUUACAUAUAUGUAAUGCUUUAUUGCAUUUCUGAAAUAUUUGGCAACUAAAAUUUUCCUUUUGGAAAUCUAACUAAAUCCAGAUAAAUUUUAAUGCCAAUACGAUUAAAAACUAAUAGGGAGAAAGUGAAAUUCUUCUUCAUCUACAUGUAGAGCUGCUAUUUUAUCGCAUGGAGAAUGUGAAGUGAAAAUUGGACCCUGGAGGGGUUUCUUGCAUUUUCAUUGCUUCUCUUUUAGAGAAAAUUAAAAGCAUCCAGUGUUACUAGAGAAAAAUUAUUAUAAAAUGAUUCACCAACAAGAAUCUUGAACAUUGUGACCUUCUGGAGGGAGGGGUAUUGAGGGUGCUGAGAAAGAUAGUUUUCAGAUGUCUGGGCUCUGAGUCAGGUGACACGCACAAAUGAAAAGAUAAGCUUUCAGGACAUGCAUUGCUUUAAAUGCAUAAUACAACUUGCUGCCAGAACCAGACAUGUUGAAAAAAAUCACCUCCUUUCAAUAGCCAUUAAAACAAAGUUUACUGUUCUGUUUUAACAAGCUUGUGUUUUAUUUUGCAUUGCCACACAUCCGCUUAUUUAAAAAACUACAUCCCUUUGGUAGCAAUGGUUCAAUACAAGUGGUUAUAGCUUGGUGUUCCUGUGUUCUAAUUCUAAGUGUUCUUUUGUUUCCAGGUCUUAUAUAGAGCAGUUAAGGCAACUGUAACAGCAUUUUUGAAAUAUAUUGUAAAAUAAUAAAAGGUAACAAUUAAAAUUGAA